Asparagus officinalis (garden asparagus) is the source of this 1740-nucleotide messenger RNA. RefSeq names its product heavy metal-associated isoprenylated plant protein 41-like. The transcript is spliced from 3 exons. Bases 95 to 1117 code for a protein of 340 amino acids. The record is from RefSeq and is a predicted model, not a curated record. Lineage: Eukaryota; Viridiplantae; Streptophyta; Magnoliopsida; Asparagales; Asparagaceae. Gene Ontology annotation, cellular component: cytoplasm. Gene Ontology annotation, molecular function: rRNA (uridine-N3-)-methyltransferase activity. Gene Ontology annotation, biological process: rRNA base methylation.
UCCGUAAUUAAGAUGGAAGCUAGAGGCAAUUUAGCUGUGAGGUUUUAAACCCAUAGACCCUUUUUUAUUUUCCUGCACGAUCAAAAAGGUUUCCAUGAGGAACCAGUAUCAGAGGGAGACGAAAAGAAAGAAACUGAACGAGAGGAGGAAGAAGAUGAUGAGGAGGAGGAGGGAAGAAGAAGAGGAGGAGGAGGAGGAGAUAACAGUGAAAUGGGCAAAGCAUUACUCCUCUAUUCAUCAAAUACUAAUUGUUGGAGAUGGCGAUUUCUCUUUCUCUCUCUCUCUUGCAUAUGCUUUCGGCUCUGCUUUCAACAUUGUUGCAACUUCUAAGGACUCUUACGUUUCUGUGUUAAAGAAGUAUAAAAGGGCGAAAUCAAAUUUGCAAUGUUUGAAGGAACUUGGUGCUACAAUUUUGCAUGGAGUUGAUGCCACGAAGAUGAAAUACCACACUGAGUUGAGGAUGCAGAAAUUUGAUAGAAUUGUUUUCAACUUUCCUCAUGCUGGCUUCAAAGGAAAGGAAGAUAACAUGCGAGUAAUGAAUCUACACAAAAAGCUAGUUAACGGUUUCUUCAAGAAUGCAAGUCGCAUGCUUCGACCAUAUGGGGAAGUUCAUGUCAGCCACAAGGUCGAGCAUCCUUUCCAUAAGUGGAAUCUAGAAGAACUCGCUUCUAAGAGUUCUCUCAUUAUGAUUGAAUGCACCAAUUUUAGCAUCGAAGACUAUCCAGGGUACAACAACAAAAGGGGAGAUGGUUCCAGAUGCGACCAGCCCUUUCGUCUUGGUGAAUGCAGGACUUUCAUGUUUAGGAUUGGAGAUAUUCACAAGAAAAAGAGAGCAGAAGAAAUUGCAGUCUCUAAUCCUCGUCCGUUAGAAAGCUUUGUCAGUGAGAAUCUGCCUCCUAUUUUCCUUUAUGAUGUUAAAGGCAUUGGGAGUACAAUUCACUAUCCACUGAGGAUUGGAGCUAGCAAUUUACGCACGAGGGAGCCUUCUAAUUAUGGUUUUGAUGCAUGUCAAGAGUUCUGGGGCUUUGAGUACCCUUUGAAUGGCAGUUAUGAACGAUAUAUGAAUGAAGCACAUAGAUACAGUGAAUCUGACUACUUAAAUCGCAUGAUGAGGUAAGUAGGCAAAGCUUUUCGAGGGAAGCAUUGGUUCGAGGUUCAAUUCCAGAUUAUAGAGAUGAGGAAGCUAUUAGUUAAGGCUGACAAGUUCUCUUUAUUAGGCGUAGGCAACUUUUGUGAUGGAGGAAUGUUCAUCAGUGCAGGAAUUCAUCUGCAUUGGAUGAAAGCUUUUGGUAGUGCAUCUACAGGUCGCAACAUUUUGAUGUAGAGAGUGCUCCCAUUUUGUUGUGUAUGGAAGUGGGGGAGCAAAAUGUUGUCACCUGUGAAUUGUACUUUUGUCUUGGGCAGUCAGGUUGCCUUUGUUUUGCCAAUAUCUUUAGCUGUUCUUUUUCUCUUUUCACCUCUUAAUAUUUUGGACUAGUGCAAAUCCAAGAACUGACGUUGAGCUCCCUCUUCUUGUAGCAGCCGUUGGUAUUUUAAGCUAUUACUUGUUACAAUGAUCCAAGGGGUUGCCAGAUCUGAUCAUAGGUUUUGUUGGGUACGGGCAUUGAUUCGUUUGAGGUAAAGAGGGCUUUGAUCGGAGGCGACGAGGGGCUUGCUGGAUGCCAUCAUUGUUCGUCAGACUUGACGAGGGGGUUAUAUGUAUUAUAUUUUAUAUUUCUGUUUUUCUAGAAAUUAUAUUUA